This is a messenger RNA of Cephus cinctus (wheat stem sawfly), 793 nucleotides long. RefSeq names its product pterin-4-alpha-carbinolamine dehydratase (gene Pcd). The record is from RefSeq and is a predicted model, not a curated record. Gene Ontology annotation, biological process: tetrahydrobiopterin biosynthetic process. Bases 260 to 673 code for a protein of 137 amino acids. NCBI's taxonomy places the organism in Eukaryota, Metazoa, Arthropoda, Insecta, Hymenoptera, Cephidae. Gene Ontology annotation, molecular function: 4-alpha-hydroxytetrahydrobiopterin dehydratase activity. The transcript has 4 exons.
UGUUACUGCUCUGCCGCAUCGUCAUGGGUAGCCAUUAAAAAUCUACAAUAAAGUAUAAAUUAAUAAUGUACUACUUAAUGUUAAUGAAUCUAAAAAUAAUUUAAUUCAACAUUCUCCUAUUUUAUUCUUGCGAAUUCUGAUAAGGUUGCCUACGUAAGACCUUGAGUCAUUGAGGAAAAUCAUAAAAUAACCUAUAUUUGGUAUCGUUAACUAGUUCGUCAAGAAUUAAAACAAAAAAGUAUUGUGAGGUUAACUCGGUAUGGCAGCCAUGUUGCAUCGGAUCCUGAGUAGUGGGAGAAUUCGACCAGUUUCGCUGGUUAAAAGUGUCGAAAGGAGUACAGCAUCUGUUGCUUCACGAAAAAUUAAAAUGGGAAAACUUACCGCAGAAGAAAGAGAAAAUGAUCUUAAACCUAUAUUAAAUAACGGAUGGACGGUACAGCCAACAAGGGAUGCAAUUUACAAAGAAUUUAUCUUUGGAAAUUUCAAUCAGGCUUUUGGUUUUAUGUCCAGAGUAGCAUUACAAGCUGAAAAAAUGGAUCAUCAUCCAGAGUGGUUUAAUGUUUACAACAAAGUACAAAUCACUUUGUCAUCUCAUGAUGUAAAUGGAUUAUCUAAGAGGGAUGUGAAAUUGGCAAAUUUCAUUGAAACUGCAGCCAAGUCUGUGGAAUCAUAAAAUAUAUCACCCGAUACCUUAAAAUGUCUAUGCAAACUGUUUAUACUUUUCUUUCAUGCCUUUGUUUCUGUAUGACAAUAAAUGAAUAUAACUAUUAAGGCAUUGAAACAAAAUGCAAAU